AGUUGCGUCGCGGCUCAACACACAUCGAAACAUCGCACGAGAGUCAGUUCAUAAGAAUACCCCGAACUAGAAUGAAUAGCCGUGUGCCGGUGAGGCCGUGAAUCGCGAUCAACUUUUUUUUUGUUCUCGAGUGCUUCUCUUUGUGAAAUUUCGAAUUUUCAACCAUGAAUGUAGAAGACUGGACAUACCAGAUUUCACUAUAUGGACAAGCCUAUGAGCCCUGAUGUGAGUGCCUGAAGAGGGACUAAAAAAGGCACAGUUGGGGGCAAAUUGUCACAUAUUUAAAUUUCUUGACAGUUUUUUCAAAUACUUUGUACAUUUUUUUAAAAAGGUGUUAAAUGUGAGUUUUUCCUCCUUUUUUCCACCCUCAUUCGCGAAGUGCGAUGAUAAUUUUGUUGAAAUUUUUUUGUGAUAUAGCGUAGACAGUGCCAUUCUAUCUAGUUUAUCCCUGCACAUAUUAAACCUCCUUAAGACAGACCGAAGAGGUUUUCCACAACACAACAAAAAAAAACAAAGUAACAAAUACAACGAUAUAGUGUCCUCAGCAACAAAACUAAUGUCCUCAGGAUAUUUUCUAAAGCAAAAAAAGAAGAGAACGAAGAAAACAAGUCGACAAUAAAGAGCAGGCAAAAAUUUCGGUUGCAGAGGAAGCGUAAUUUGACCUCUGUGAAGACUUUGAUUUUUGCCGAAGAGAUCGAUGCAAUAGGACCAAUUUAGUGUGACUGCGGAGGAAUUCAAAAAAUAAGGACAAAAAAUCCCUUGGAAGAGGGUGAAGUUUUUUUUUCUUAAUUUCUUAAAUUUAUCUCGGUUCCGUGCACCCACUUGAAGGUGCUCGAGUGCAAGAAUUGGCCCAGCAUUGACGUGCAACGGAGCCCCAGCCGGAGUGGCAGGCGAAGAUGCUGACCGACAUGGGACCGACGGCAGCGGGGCAAUUCUAUGGAUCGCAAAUACCGACAAUGGGCAUGAACAUAACAAAUAUAGCGACACACAUACAAAAGCCAUCAGUUAGUCCUGAUCAUCCUAGUCUCAGGGGGACUCCUCUGGCAAUGCUGGCGGCACAGUGCAACAAAUUAUCCAGCAAAUCGCCACCCCCACUCGCGGACGCCGCUGUAGGAAAAGGUUUUCAUCCGUGGAAGAAGAGCCCCACGGGGGGCACAGCAGGAGGCACAGGGGGACCCCAUUCACCCGGGUCCGGCGUCUCAAGUGGGGUCUCCGCCACGAGCAAUGCAUCCUCAAUGGCACAACGAAGUCUCUCGUCGUCUGUGAACUCAAUGGGCAACGUCACUCCCAGCCGCUCCGUGUCGUCGUGCUCGGCAACGGUUACGCCAUCGUAUGGGAGUGAUUUGUACUUCCCCGGCGCAACGACGUCUCCCGCCGUGGCGGAUAAUUCACACAGUCACAUGCACCAGGGUUUCCUGGGGAAGGUCGAAGGGGCCGCACUGGGGUCCGUGUAUUCUCGCCACCCAUACGACUGGCCUUUCAACGCUGUAUCCGCGGCUGCCACGGCGGCGGCACACAAGCCAGAUGGUGUUAAUUCCGGGUGGUGGGAUAUGCAUGGUGCGGCUGGCGGCUGGCUAGAUAUGGGUAGUGCGGCGGGAAUGCACGCAACAAUGGCAAAUUAUGCCACAACGGGCUCUGACUAUUCCUCCCUAACGCACUCUUUGUCAAAUACGGCACACCUCCUAGGUUCUGGGCAGCAUCUCCUGCAGGACACGUACAAGAGUAUGCUGCCAGCUCAGGCGGUAGGUGGUUUUGGGUUGACUCAUCCCGGAGCAGCUCCGGCAGCCCCCGCAGCCCCCCAAGCACCUUCACCGCGCUCACAGAGACGCUAUUCUGGUCGUGCCACGUGCGACUGUCCCAACUGCCAGGAGGCAGAACGCCUCGGUCCAGCUGGGGUGCACCUACGCAAGAAGAACAUCCAUAGCUGUCACAUUCCCGGCUGCGGGAAGGUGUACGGCAAGACGAGCCACCUGAAGGCACAUCUACGCUGGCACACGGGGGAGAGGCCAUUUGUAUGCAAUUGGUUGUUCUGUGGAAAACGAUUCACUAGAUCCGAUGAAUUACAGAGGCACCUCCGGACACACACGGGUGAGAAGCGCUUCGCAUGUCCCAUCUGCAACAAGCGCUUCAUGCGCAGCGAUCAUCUAGCGAAGCACGUGAAGACCCACAACGGCGGCUCUGGCGGUGCCUCAGCCAAGAAGGGCUCAUCCGAGUCAUGCUCGGACUCCGAGGAGAACAGCCAGGGGGACUUGCACCAUCAGCAACAGCUGCCGCCGCAUCAGGCACAGCAACCACCGGCGCCGCCACAGCCAUUUGGGCAGCACCAAAUUCACUCCCCGGCACCGCUGCAGCAUCACACACCGAGCCCCGGUCUUGAGCAUGGUAGCAUCGCGCCGCCACUGGACGUCAAACCGGGGCUCGUUUGAGACGAGGCGGCGCACCCGGCGCUACUGGCGACGCACCAGCUGGUGCAGUGGCCGCCGCCAGGGGCCCCGAGUGCCGCCGCCACGACCCUCUUGUGGCCCCAGUGAGUGAAUUCAUUUCACAACUGGGAUGCACUUUUGUAUAAAUAAAAUAUUUUGUUAACGCCACAACUUUUUUAUCAUCCCUCGCAAAAAAAUAUCUUCAGGCGCCACUUCGGCUCGCAUCACUGCAAUUUGUUGGACUUUAUUUCAAAUAUGAACGAAAUUCUAAAGUAGAUUUCUGAGAAAAGUUGAAAUAAAAAUCAAUCAAAUUGGGGUUAUUAAUUUUCUAUUUUUAUCAAUUUAAAACCAAUUUUAAAAAUCAUUUGAUUAAUGAAAUAAAGUUAAAGUUCAAAGAAUAAUUUUUAAAAAUUUGUAAAAUGAUUUUAGAACGGUUUUAUGAAUAAAAUCUUUAUGAAAAAAGCGUUUUAAAAAUAAAAACUUGGAAGAUUUUUUUUACUCUUAUUUUGAAAAUGAAACAAAAAAAAUAAAUUUUGAAGUAAUAAUUAUUUGAAAAAUAAGAAAAUUCCUUUGCGAUGGGCCUUGAAAAUAUUUCCCCGAAUGUGACUAGAAGAAUAUUUUAAAUACACUUCAUGGUACAAAUUGUUUAAAAAAAUUGCUUUUCAGGCAGUCAACUGAGGCAUAAAACCUCCAUAAAAUCACACUGAAAAAAAUUUAUCUAAAUCUUAAAAAAUACCACUAAUAAAUUUUAAUUGGAGCUUGCGUGAUGUUGUCGUUUCCUUCUCGAGUCUUUUUCUUCUUUUUGAGCUUUUCUCAUGCGAAAAAAAUCACGAAAAGUUGAAAAAGACUUGGAAGCAAAAAAAGGUGUAUUUAGAUUAAAAAUCAUCAAAUAUGAGAUAUUUUGUAAAUAAAAAAAAUUGUUAAUUGACGUAAAUAAAUUGGUAAUGUUUUUUGAAUAGGGAUAAAAAUGAAUUUCUAGGAAGAAAUUAAUGCAUUGCAAAGUUUAAUCUUUUGCAAAAAUCAAUCAAAUCAGUUUCCGUGGGAAGAAAAGUUUAAUGAAAAAUUCUGAAAAAGGAUUUUUUUUAGAAUUCAGGCUUUGGCGGACUUUGGCGGAUUCUGAAGAAUUUUUAAGCAAAACCAUCUAAAAGCCUUUUUAGCUUUUCUUUUCCUCGAUGUUUUCUCAAUUUAUAUCACGAGAAAAAAAACACUGAAAAAAAUCACUUAAGAAGCUGAAUUAAAAAAAAAAAACUAAAAAACGAACAAAGUUUGAACUUUAACCCCUUUAGAGGGUUUGAAGAAAUAUCACAGAAAUCUACUGUAAAUAAUUUAUUACAAUUUAAAUUAUAUUUAUAUCCCAUCUGAGAGUGAUGCAAAAGAUAAAUCAUUUUUCAGAAAUGUAUUGAAAUAAUUGUUAUAUAUAAAUAUCAUCAAGAAAAGUAAUUGAAAAUGUACUUAAGAAAAGAAAAAAAAAAUGUAGAAGUGUAAAAGAGCAGUGUAAAGUUUUAAAAAAAUCCAUCGAUUUAUGGAGUUGCAGAGAGAACUUAACUAUUAUCAAAUUUAAAAGAAAUAUUAUUGUGUGUAAAAAAAAUUGAGAAAUAAGCAGAAAAUCUAUUGAGAAAUAAAAUCUAGACCAAA
This is a messenger RNA of Lutzomyia longipalpis, 4058 nucleotides long. RefSeq names its product transcription factor Sp9-like. The transcript is spliced from 3 exons. The record is from RefSeq and is a predicted model, not a curated record. Gene Ontology annotation, molecular function: DNA-binding transcription factor activity, RNA polymerase II-specific; RNA polymerase II cis-regulatory region sequence-specific DNA binding. NCBI's taxonomy places the organism in Eukaryota, Metazoa, Arthropoda, Insecta, Diptera, Psychodidae. Gene Ontology annotation, biological process: regulation of transcription by RNA polymerase II. Bases 897 to 2426 code for a protein of 509 amino acids.